Carcharodon carcharias (great white shark) is the source of this 1618-nucleotide messenger RNA. RefSeq names its product thyroid hormone receptor alpha. Gene Ontology annotation, biological process: retinoic acid receptor signaling pathway; cell differentiation; positive regulation of transcription by RNA polymerase II. Lineage: Eukaryota; Metazoa; Chordata; Chondrichthyes; Lamniformes; Lamnidae. The transcript has 10 exons. The record is from RefSeq and is a predicted model, not a curated record. The coding region runs from base 188 to 1321 and encodes 377 amino acids. Gene Ontology annotation, molecular function: RNA polymerase II cis-regulatory region sequence-specific DNA binding; zinc ion binding; nuclear receptor activity.
AACUGACACAAGGGACGCUCGUAAACUGCGCUUGGACAGAAGAAAUGGGCUUGAAUUGAAAAGUGAUUUUGCUGCAAGGAAUGUUGAAGGUGCUUCCGAAAGGAGGAGGGAAACUCGGAAUCUUGGAAGGAUUGCAGCUGGCAGGUGGCCUAAUGGAAAGAGAAGACGGAAGAACAGUCAGUCCUCAAUGAAAUCCACCAGUAUGUCAGGGUACAUUCCCAGCUAUCUGGAGAAGGAUGAACCCUGUGUUGUUUGUGGCGAUAAGGCAACAGGAUACCAUUACCGUUGCAUCACAUGCGAAGGCUGCAAGGGUUUCUUCAGGAGAACAAUCCAGAAAAACCUGCACCCUGCCUAUUCCUGUAAAUAUGACGGCUGCUGCGUGAUUGACAAAAUCACCAGGAACCAGUGCCAGCUCUGCCGAUUCAAGAAAUGUACUGCUGUCGGCAUGGCAAUGGACUUGGUUUUGGAUGACGAUAAACGCAUCGCGAAAAGGAAGCUGAUCGAAGAGAACCGGGAGAAGCGAAGGCGAGAGGAGGUGGUGAAGACCAUGCAGAACAGGCCCGAGCCUACCACCGAGGAAUGGGAGCUCAUCAGGGUUGCCACGGAAGCACACAUGACAACCAACGCACAGGGUAGCCACUGGAAGCAGAAACGGAAAUUUCUGCCAGAAGACAUCGGCCAAUCUCCAAUGGCUACUACACCAGAAGGAGAUAAAGUGGAUCUCGAAGCCUUCAGUCAAUUCACCAGGAUUAUCACCCCAGCCAUUACCAGAGUUGUGGAUUUUGCCAAAAAGCUACCAAUGUUCUCGGAGCUGCCUUGUGAAGACCAGAUCAUCCUUUUGAAGGGCUGUUGCAUGGAGAUAAUGUCUUUGAGAGCUGCUGUCCGUUAUGAUGCAGAGAGUGAGACACUGACACUAAAUGGAGAGAUGGCCGUGAAGAGAGAGCAACUGAAAAACGGAGGGCUAGGGGUUGUCUCAGAUGCCAUAUUUGAGCUGGGCAAAUCUUUAGCUGCCUUCAACCUGGAUGACACAGAGGUGGCACUACUCCAGGCAGUUUUAUUGAUGUCCUCAGAUCGAACAGGAUUGACCUGUAUAGACAAAAUAGAGAAGUGCCAAGAGGCCUACCUCCUAGCGUUUGAACACUACAUAAACUAUCGCAAACACAACAUUCCACACUUCUGGCCAAAGCUGCUGAUGAAAGUCACAGACCUACGGAUGAUUGGAGCAUGUCAUGCCAGCCGCUUCCUGCACAUGAAGGUUGAAUGUCCCACAGAACUCUUCCCUCCCUUAUUCCUGGAGGUGUUUGAGGACCAGGAAGUAUAGGCCUGAGUGAAAACUGGGAAACAAAAGAAAACACAAUCACUGGCUAACUGCCUGGCUUCAUGUCCAUUGUGGAUCAUUUUGUCUACUUGGCCGAAACUCAAAGAACCAUUCCAUGAAUGCGGGUACCAGUUGCAAAUAUUUUGUAAGUCAUAGUAAAGUGUUCCUUGGUCCUUGUGCUCUGUCUUGCAAAAGGAAGGUCGUGCUGACUAGCUGUGCAUUGCUGCUUUACAGCUGAAUAUAUAAACAGCUAACUCCAAAACGAAAUGGCCAACGGUCCCAUCUUCAUUCUCACAAAUU